Messenger RNA from Drosophila albomicans, 550 nucleotides. RefSeq lists its product as uncharacterized. Bases 206 to 550 code for a protein of 114 amino acids. The transcript is spliced from 4 exons. The record is from RefSeq and is a predicted model, not a curated record. Lineage: Eukaryota; Metazoa; Arthropoda; Insecta; Diptera; Drosophilidae.
AGAAAGCUGCUCUCAAAAGCGUGAGGGUUGCUGUUCAGAUUUGUUCAUAGGCGAUAGUCCGUCUAUAAUCAAAUGUUUGACAAUCCAUGCGGAUAAAAUACCAGCUGGCAGUCAAGAUUCCCUCAAAGUGUUGAAGUUCUUCUCGUGCUUCGUAGAGUGUUUUUACAAGAAGAACAAGUUCAUUGGUAAGAACAAUACACUCAAUAUGAAGAUGGUCCAACUGGAAGCGGAGAAUCUGUAUGCAGAGCAACCAAAAGAAAAGGAAUAUUUUGUGGCCACCUAUGAGAAAUGUCAGCCAAUAGUGUCUGAGCAAUACAAUACGUUGAUGACGUCACCACCAGCUAAGGCAGCACUUAAGCCCAUGUGUAGACCAUUCUUUUCACUCUUACACUUGUGUUUCAUGGAAUAUCACAAGAAGAAUGAAUGUCCCUAUUUUCGUUGGCAAAAAAAUGGCAAAUCAGAGGAAAGUACGGCCUGCAAACAGGCCAGAAAUAAAUGCUACGAAAUUGAUGGUAUCAGGCCGCAUGAAUCACAUACUCGUAAUGUAUAG